This is a messenger RNA of Aspergillus pseudotamarii, 954 nucleotides long. RefSeq lists its product as uncharacterized. The transcript has a single exon. The record is from RefSeq and is a predicted model, not a curated record. NCBI's taxonomy places the organism in Eukaryota, Fungi, Ascomycota, Eurotiomycetes, Eurotiales, Aspergillaceae. Bases 33 to 371 code for a protein of 112 amino acids.
CCAUUAUCUGGCCUAUCAGUGACCCUCAGCCCAUGGGAUGGCGAGGUCGGAUGUUCUUUACCCAUUUUUCCCUUUUCUUCCUAGUGCGGUCCCACCACCCUACUACUUUCCUCUCCUGUGAGGCCGCCACCCCACUCCAAUUUACUUUUGCUAAUGGCCACUGGCUCGAUUUUGGACUCGCACUCCCAUGUUGGUGGGACAGUGAAGCCGCUGAUAAGCCAGAUAGGCAAAGACUUGGGGAUGCAGGUCGGUUUCCCAUUGGUAACGAGACUACCGAUAUGUAUGGCACAUCACCGUAUCACUGUACAUCAAUCACUGUCGUCCGUCCCCAGAUUCAGAUUAUCAUUGAUCAAUGGGAGGGAUACGGCUGAUGUCUUAGUUUAGGGUCAACAUUGUCUUGAUCUUUGCAGUCUGACUGGAUUCAGAGAAUCAUGAACGUGACGUUUACUCUCGGGCAAUCAAUUGUCAGGCUACUAUUUCAGAAAAGCAAAUCAUACUUCAGGUUUACCUUUCAGCCCAGGUCUCGGAUACUAGUAACAGUGGCAAUUCACACACACAACACACACACUGCACAAUCAAGUGGUAGGACUGUACAGUAGGAUUAGGGCACCAGUCUAAGGAUUAUUACCAAUGAUACCUAAAUAAUUUAAUCGACUAGUAUUAUUAUUCAAAUUUAAUAGGAUGGAGGACCAACAACCUGUAUUAUAGUAUUACAUGAGACAUCAUACUCUACACCAUCAAUCCAUUGUCAAUGCGGCAUUUGACCACGAGUGAGGUUUUUGUCUUUCACUCCUCAUCCCCAAUUUUUACGCCUUUCCUUUAAUAAUUGGUAUAGAACAAUCUCCGCAUUUUUUUUUUUUUUACGAAGUACUAUUACUAGAACUAUCAACGUGUGGUAUACUAAGUUGGCAGGAACCAAAAUUUCCCAAGGUAAGGUACCAAGUUGUAUGUAAU